UCACCUUAACAUUCACAAGAUUUUUAGGGCAUAUGGUGAAUCUGCUCCUCUGAGCUGGACGUCUGAAGCAAUGAUGACUAACAUGAUUGUGUUGCUGUGUUUGUCUGCUUUGUUUCCCGUCUUGAUGGGCACUGAUGUGGUCAAAUCUGAUCUUCUUCGUACCAAAGACUGCUCUGAUAUUUAUGCGAGUGGAUAUAGCACCAGUGGCGUGUACACCAUCACCACAAUAGAUGGACCGGUGCAGGUCUACUGUGAGAUGAAGUCUGAUGGACAAAAUAACCAAGGACCCUGGACGGUAAUUCUCAGGCGAAUGGAUGGCGAGGUGAAUUUCUAUAGGCCGUGGAGGAGCUAUAAAUGGGGUUUUGGUAAUAAAGAAGAAGAACACUGGCUGGGUUUAGAGUUUGUUCAUCAGCUGACGCGCAGGUAUCAGUAUAAACUAAGAGUAGAUUUGGAGGACUUUGAUGGGAAUAAGGUUUACGCUGUGUACAAGUCUUUCUCUGUGGGCUCUGAGUCUGAAGGAUACAAACUGCAAGUGAGCGGCUUCGUCAACGGAGGAGCAGGUGACUCUUUAAAUUAUCACAAUGGAAUGAAGUUCUCUACCUAUGACAAAGACCAAGAUAAUCAUUCAACAAUCAAUUGUGCUAAGGACUACGGAGGAGGGUUCUGGUACAAUAAUUGUUAUUACACAAACCCCACUGGUUACUAUUUGUGGGAGAAAGAGAGUACAGUAGUGUCUAAUGGAGCCACUUGGUACAACUGGAAGAACAACUUGAAUUCCCUGAAGUCCAUCACCAUGAAGAUCAAACGUGUGAAUUAGAGCCUUUAUAUGUGCUUCACUGCAGCUUGU
Messenger RNA from Carassius auratus (goldfish), 847 nucleotides. Its product is annotated as microfibril-associated glycoprotein 4-like. The record is from RefSeq and is a predicted model, not a curated record. The transcript has 6 exons. Bases 71 to 817 code for a protein of 248 amino acids. Lineage: Eukaryota; Metazoa; Chordata; Actinopteri; Cypriniformes; Cyprinidae. Gene Ontology annotation, biological process: elastic fiber assembly.